This is a messenger RNA of Ostertagia ostertagi, 438 nucleotides long. Lineage: Eukaryota; Metazoa; Nematoda; Chromadorea; Rhabditida; Trichostrongylidae. The record is from the annotation of a GenBank genome assembly.
CCGCCUGUUGGAGAACUGCGAUUCCAGAAGCCACAAGAAGUACAGAAAUGGGAUGGCGUCUGGGACGCGACAGAGUAUGGACCUGCUUGUAUGUCAAAUUCAUCAACAACGACAAGUCCACAAAAAUGGGUAGAUGAGGACUGCCUACACCUCAACAUAUUUGCUGGUGCUGACUGUCUGGAAAAAUCGUGCCCCGUGGUUUUUUACAUCCACGGUGGUGGAUUCAACUACGACUCGGCCGUGAUGUUCAAGGACGAGGCGCUGGUCAACAACUUUGGAGGAAACGGAGUUGUUCUGGUGAUCCCUGGAGUGCGACUCGGAUUUUUCGGCCUACUGACUUUCGCCUCGGAUGACAUCGUUCCAAGAAACCUAGGCGGCAUACGAUCUUCUGGCUGCUUUGCAAUUUGUUCAGAAGGAAAUUCACCAUUUUGGAGGUGA